Messenger RNA from Frieseomelitta varia, 1526 nucleotides. RefSeq lists its product as uncharacterized. Bases 1098 to 1454 code for a protein of 118 amino acids. The record is from RefSeq and is a predicted model, not a curated record. NCBI's taxonomy places the organism in Eukaryota, Metazoa, Arthropoda, Insecta, Hymenoptera, Apidae. The transcript is spliced from 2 exons.
UAAUUCUGUAUCUAAAAACACAGGUUUUAGAACAAAUAAGAUAUUGCCUUAUAUACUGUUGUCUGUGAUUUCAAAUUCUCUUUUGGUAGUUGAUAAUACUUGAUUGAUAAUCAUACAUAUAGUUAUGAUGUUAUAAACUUUCCAUGUAUUCAUUUUAUUUCUGUGUAUCGUUUGAAAUACGUAAAUACGAAUACGAGAUUCAUCGUGCACGGUCUUGGUAAUAUUUGAUAUAAAGAGGUACUAUUAGAACGAUUAUAUAUAAGCAAAAUUUUGUUGAUUAUAAAAUUUGAAAAAGGAGAGAUGUUUCGACAGCGAUUAAAAAUAACGUGGAAAAUAAACGAUAGCAAUUCCGUUCGUUUUCAGUACUUUACAGAAACCUUCGAUUCGCUUAAAGUACUUACGUGAAAAAUAUCGAUAUCAUCAGUUGCGGUAAAAUGGCUAAUAAGACGAGAUUCGAAGGAGAAUCUCUUCGCAUGUGCAUGACAUAGACCUCAGUGAAGAAGCAAGAAAAAUGUCAGAAGUUUGCUGAAAAAAUUUCUACUUGUACCAAUAACGUAACGAUAUUGCUGCAACUAUCAUUGCGUCGACGAAAGUUUUAUCACGGACAUUAUAUUUUUCAAUUUGAUUUUACGUACUUCACACGAUAUAUACAUACGUAUGUGCAUCGUCUAUUUAACUACCUUCUCCGUAUUUAACGUAAUUGCCGUUUUGAUAAAUUGUACAUUUUGAUUAAGUUUUAUUAUCUAUUUUGAUCGUAACAGACGCUUUUUCUCCUCUUUUAUCGUACCUAUCCAUCUUUCAAAAUACAUGUACAUAUGUGUGUGUGUGUGUGUGUGUGUGUGUGUGUGUGUGUGUGUGUAACGUAUAAAUCAUACAUGUAUAUUGCAAUCGGAAACACAAAUAUAAUAGGAGAUACGAAUCAAAUGCUUAAUCUGAUCUGAGGUAGAAAGUUUGUUUGAUUUGUUGCUUAGCGAUUAAUUUAAUGCACAAUAAAGGACACGUAAUGGCAGAAUUUCUUUUUUCGAAAGUAACCUAUCUAAUUUUCAUUUCGAUUCCUUUCUAAACAUUGUCUUCUGUUUAGUGGUAAAUACGUUUCUAUGGAUCAGUUGUUGGGAAAUAUUCGUGCCUUUCAUCCAAAAGACCCGGCUCGUGGUAUGCUAAAUUAUGACAUUGGAGCUUUAAGCAAACAUCAGAAAAGUAACUUAAAUGCAAGAAAAACUGUCGAGAGAGGCAAAAAUGAAAUUUAUCUGAAGACACAUCCAGAAAUUAAAGGGUUGAUUUCGAUUUUACUUAGAUACGUAUUAUGUUCACAAGUCUCGAUGAACAUUCACGAAAGUAUAGGUGAAUUUUUCAAUAGACCACGUUAUCAAGUAGUUGCAGAUCUUCUACAAUAUUUUCUUCGUACCGAACUUGAAGAAUUUGGAGAUGAAUGUCAAGCAUUACGGUUCAAAUAAAUCAUGCUGAAAUUUUGUACUGUAAUGGACAAUAAAUGUAUGCAUCGUACGUCUAACGUAUAGUACAAUCAA